Molecule: messenger RNA, 5721 nt
Organism: Caenorhabditis auriculariae
Lineage: Eukaryota; Metazoa; Nematoda; Chromadorea; Rhabditida; Rhabditidae
Source: the annotation of a GenBank genome assembly
AUGGCGGAACCCUCGACGGCUUCCCAGUCGACGGACGACGAGGAGUUCUUGACCCCGACUGAGGUAAUUUUAGGAAAAAAAUAUAGAGAAAAGGGGGAUUUUCAAAGAAAAAUUCUCCCAUGAAAAAAAUAAAAAAAUAAAAAUAAAAAAAUAUGACCCUUUUUGAACAAAUUUUUCGAAAUUUUAGCUUUUUCCUGAUAUUGCUGUUUCAGAAAUUCGAUAUAACCCAAUAACAAAAGAUAAUUUUCGUUUCUGCGCAGUGUCACUUUUCAAUUUAUCGUUUCAUUGAAAAAUUUUGAAUUUCGCGCCAUUGGAAUUGAAUUUUUCAAAAAACAAAAGUUUGAAAAAAAAUUAUUUCUCAAAACUUUGGCAAAACAUGAAAAUCGCGAUUAAAAAAAAUUUUUCCAAAAUUUUGAAUUCUGACUUUGACGCCCGUUAGCCGUAGAGCGCACUUGUCCAACGGUCUUUUUUCUAUUUUUCCCAUUGCGUGAGGCUUUUCAAAUGUCAGUACUUUCGAAAUUCCGUUGAGAAUGAUUUCCCGAAUUACGCAAGCUUGGAAUUUUGGUGAAAAAGGCUCCUACAGCGAGAUGGCGACUUUCAUGCGUAUUUUUGGGUAAAUUUGAAUUUUUGCGCUUAAAAGUUGAAAAUUAUGGGUUUUAAGAUCAUAGGCGAAAUUGGAAAGAGUCGAAAAGGCGAAGUGUUCCUUUUAGGGUGACAAAGGAACCUUUUUUGCUGCCUUUUUGCUCCAUUUAUGGGCUGUUAUGCACCAUUUUUGCUGCCUCUCCUUUUUUCACCAUUUCGUGAACCUUCAAAAUCCAAGAAAAAUGGAAGACUCGAUAAAGGGGCCCUUUUGCUGCCCUUUUGCGACCUUUUUGGGCCCUUUUUGCGGCCUUUUUUCUUCUUGUUCUGCUCCCUUUUUGCUCCCUUUCUGCUCCCUUUUUGCUGCCUUUCUGCACCCUUUCUGCAGCUUUUUUGCUGUCUUUUUACACCCUUUUUUCAGCCUUUUUGGGCUCUUUCUGUGCCUUUUUGCAGCCUUUCUGUUGCCUUUUUGUGGCCUUUUUGCUGUCUUUUCGCAACCCUUUUGCUGCCUUUUUUCAGCCUUUUUGUGGCCUUUUUUGAACCUCUCCCUUUUAGCGACCAUAAUUCAACAUUCCAACAUUGGGAUCUUUAACUUGUGAAAGAUAUAUCCGCGACUUUUGAACCGCCCAUGAAUUGAUGAAAAUUAGGUGAUCCGACGGAUGACGGUCGCGUGGCAGAACGAACUGGCGGCGCCGUGUCUGAUGCCGACGGAGAUGGACCUCGUCGACAUCCUCCUCGACCAGAUCAAGGGCAUGGAGGAGAACAUCGCGCGGCAGCAAGAGAAAGUAACUUUACAGUUUCUACAAGGGAUCAAAAGAAUAAUGAAAAGAGAAAGAAAUGAUGUGUCCCGAUUCAAUUACAGGAAAAAUAAUUUUAUUUGCGGUUAGGAAUUUUUUCGAAAACGCCCUGACCGCAUGUGGAAUGGCUCGAGGCGUUGCGGUUGCGAAGCGGUUCCAAUCAGUCACUCUUAGAUAGCCUCUAGCGCAAGUCGUUUUCAGUCGGGCGCUGCUUUUUUUUUGAAGGAGCUGUUGCUUGUCGAACCAUUCCACGUAUAGCCUUACAAGAAAGGAGUUUUCGUUAAAACGCCCUGACCGCACGUGGAAUGGCUCGAAGCGUCGCGGUUCCGAAGCGGUUCCAUCAGAUACUCUAAGAUACCCUUCAGCGCAAGUCGUUUUCAGUCGGGUGCUGCUUUGUUUUAGAAGGAGCUGUUGCUUGUUGAACCAUUCCACGUAUAGCCUUACAAGGAAGGGAUUUUUUUCGAAAACGCCCUGGCCGCACGUGGAAUGGCUCGAAGCGUCGCGGUUGCGAAGCGGUUCCAAUCAGAUACUCUAAGAUAGCCUUUCGCGCAAGUCGGUUCAAGUCGGGCGCUGUUUUUAUGUUUGAAGCAGUUGAAAACGGCGUGUUAUUUUAGGUUUUCCGAUCAAAAAACAAGAAUGUUCCACAAAAAUGGUUAUAAAUAUUUUUUCGUUCUCCAGGUCCAACUGAAAAUCUCGCUCCACCGGAUGGAGCUUCAAAGGAUCAGCUACAUGACGUCGGAUUACGUCCGAGCAAGACUUCUGAAAAUCGAAGCCAAUCCGAGACGUGUACUCGCUGAGCAUGAGCGACGGGUUGCUGAAGGUGAGUCGGAAAAUUGAAAAAAAUCUCUGGUCAUAAAAAAAUUUGAGUUAAUCCUCUAAAGUUACACCUUUUUUCGCUAUAUAUUUGAAGUCUUCUUCCCCCCUCCCCCCACAUUUUUUUUUAUAAAAAUUGAUAUUUUGAAGGUUCUUCCUUAUCUUUCGAGUCCGAAGUUAUAAUCCUUAAAAUCCAGUUUCAGGGUUUUUUCAAAGCCUAUUAAAAUUAAAUUUUCGAAGUUCGUGGAAAUUUUAGCCAUUUUUAGUACAAAAAUCUUUUCAGGACGAGAAAUUAUGUUACCGUACCCGGCUUACUGUAGUCAAGUUUUUAAUCCGGUAUCUAGAGACUUUAGAGUUUUUUCAUAGGCAUAGUGUAUAUCAAUCGAUAGGAAUGCCAUUUCAGGAACUUUUACAGUACUUAGCAUAAAGGGUUACUGUAGAAUUUAUUGAGAUACGGUACUUUUUGUGUCUGCAGUACCUGAAAUUUUACCUCAAGAAGGAGCUCUCCUUGACCCUUAAGAGGUCACUAGUACUCUUCCUCGUGUUUCCGAAAGAGUUUCCAAAAAAAGGAUUUGGAAUCCCUCCUCCCCCCUCUUCAUCAUUAGUGAUUUUUUUAAUGGUUUCAAAAAUAAGGUAAAGUUUUUCAGCCCCCUUCUUCAUCAUUAUCUAAGUACUCAACCCCCCUUCUCCUUUCGCUGUUCAUGAAUGCAGUCCCCCCUUUCAUUCAUUAUCACUUCCCCCCCUUCAUCAUUAGUGAUUUUUUUAAUGGUUUCAAAAAUAAGGUAAAGUACUCAGCCCCCCAAAAAAAUUACAAGUUUUUUUAGUUUACUUAUCCACAGGUGCUCUAUCAGUCUCCUCCAGUAAUUUGAUAUUUCCAUGUAUUAGGUGUCUGGAGGUUGUUUAUAACAAAAGGUUCAAGGAAAUACGGUAGCAACGGUAACGAGAUAUCGGUCAUCACCUGGAAAUUACGUCAGCCGAUAAUGAAGAGGUCAAUCCGCCACUUGUUGCAGACACGUGUAAAUGAUCCAAGGAUAUCGGGUUUCCUUGGAGGAAAAGCUCGAAAAAUAAAUGGAAACUGUAUUUUUAUUGCUGUUCUCACUAACUCGUGGGAAAAAUUUUAGCAGGAAUAGUUGAAUAACUUUUUUAAAAAUUCUAAGAAAGUUUUUUGGGUUGAGUUUUGAGAAAAGGGCUUGAAAGGAACAAAAAAUGACCUUUUAGGACUUUUUUGAAAAUUUUCCAUUCAUUGCUAGCUUAUGGAAAAAGUACUAUGAACACCUUUAAACCUCUUUUUUUCUUGCGUUAUAUUUUUUUCUUGGAAAGGCUUCAAUUCCACCUCCCGCCAGAGGUAAGAGGACCAUGUAGAAAAUAUAAAAAAAGUUCGAAUUUUCUUGAAAAUUGCUCAUUUUUCAUCUGGAUUCUUGGAAAAGGACUAAAAAUGAUUUUCUUCGACUUUUUCGAAAAUAGUCCAUUCAUUGCUAGCUUAUGGAAAAAUACUAAAAAAGCGUCUAAACCUCUCAUUUUUGCACUAUAUUCAAAUUUUCUUGUAAAGGCUUGACGCGAAAGGUAAGAAUACCAUGUACAAAUUGUGGGAAAUUCAAAUUUUUUCGAAGUUUACGCAUUUGUCAACUAAAUUCGAUCCGAUUUUGUACCGAAAUGUUCCAAAAGUAGUUUUCGAAGCGUUUCUGAUCUUGAUGAAAAGAAAAAUCUGAGGAUUCUGUCAAAAAUUAAGAAAAAAUGCUUCUAAAAACCAACUGGGUUAAAAUUUGGGGAAAGUGAUUUGAAAAAACUAAUUUUUAUGCAAGUCCAUUCAUAGCUAGCUUAUGAAAAAAAGGCUGCAAAACGUCAUAAUCAUUUUUUUUCAAUAUAAUCAAAUUUUCAUGUAAAAAAACUUGAAUUUGACUUCCGCCAUAGGUAAGAGGACCAUGUAGAAAAAACAGAUAAGGCAGAUUUUUCCCGAAAAAUGAACAUAUCUCAUUAAAAAUGAUUCGAUUUUGUAUCGAAAUGAUUCAAACGGUGGUUUUCCAGGCCUUUCUGCCUUGUUGGACGAUAAUGAGCUGGAGUUCACCAAGAAUUUUGUCAACGCCGAGGCUCAGCUCCUUGGGAAAACUGUUCUAGGUUCAUUUCUCAAAAAAAUAGAAAAAAAUUCAUUCAGGAUUCAUGCCGACGGCCCUGCAGAAAAAUCCCGGUUCCUCAGGGAAGACUUAGAGAUCGAAUGUGUUCGUUUUCCCAAAAAAAAAUAGAAUAAAUGGGAUUUUUUAGGUCUACGUGAAGGUUGUGGAAGAGGAUGUGGGCGAAAUCGUUCUCCAGGAUAAUUUGGACCCCAAUUCGGAGGUAAAAAAGAUAAUUACACUUGAAGUUGAAAUAAAUGGCUCUUAUGAAACAGUUUUCCGAGUUUUUAUCAAUUUUUUUGAUGUCAAAUAUUUUUUGCAGUUCUGAAACCACAGUUUCUGUUGAAUUUUAAACGAAAAUGAGACAAAAACGUGAUUUUUGACGUCGAAAUAGCCAGAUAUCUGACUUGAAGGAGGUUUGCGCUUUCCGGGCUAGCCCGCCCGUUUGUGUUUGGAGUCUUGCUGAAAGACCGGGUCGGCCCUCGCACAGCCCUGUUCAAGUUUCAAUUGAAAAAAAGAGCCAAAACGUGUUUCUUGACGUCAAACAGCCUGAUAUUUAACCUAAGGAAAGUUUUUGCUUUUCGGGCCGGCCCGCCCGUUUCUGUUCAAUGAAACCUGGCUAAAUGGCCUAUAGGGCUUGCCCUGACACAUGCCUGCUCUAAUUUUAAGUCGAAAAAGAGCUCAAAACCGGAUUUUUCAAUGUAAAAACUCAGAUAUUUGACCUGAACAAAGUUUGCACUUUUCGGGCCGGCCCGCCCGUUUUUGAGCUAUGCCCGGGCCAAGCUGGACUUGAAAAAUGGCCGGAGAUGCGAAUAGAGCGACGGGCCAGCCCUCUUUGAUUCUUGACGCCGGGAAGCCUGAGAAAAAAGGAGAAUUGGCCGUUCGGGCUGGACCGCCCUCUUUUCGUGGUUUGGCCGGGCCGAAACGGGCUUAGAAAAGGACCAAAGGGCCGAUAGGGUGACGGCUCAGCCCUCUUUGAUUUUUGACGCCGGGAAGACUGAGAAUAAGAAGAAUUGGUCGUUCGGGCGGGAUCGCCCGUUGUUGGGCUUUUGUCGGGCCGAAGCGGGCUUAGAAAAUGUCCGAAAGGCCGACAGGGUGACGGGCCGGAUAAUUAAGAAAAAAAAAUGGUCGUUCGGGCUGGACCGCCCGUUUUUUUUUUCUGUAGCCGGCCCUCUUUGAUCCUUAACGUCAAAAAACUGAAAAAAUUUGUGCCUUUCGGGCUGGGCUCAAAAAAUGACUGGAGGGCAGAUAGGGUCGCGGGCCGGCCCUAGAACAGCUUUUAGCCUGACGGCUGUUUUUUCACUAAAUAUACUAUUUUUGAACGUUUUCAGCACGUGAUCGCUCUGAAUAAAGACGAGAUUCAUCUGAUUCCGUUCGUGCCGAUCCGACAUCUCGUCGAACAGGGAAAACUCCAACUUCUCUGA